Messenger RNA from Hemibagrus wyckioides, 10434 nucleotides. It is a transcript of the gene sptbn2, whose product is annotated as spectrin, beta, non-erythrocytic 2. Gene Ontology annotation, molecular function: actin filament binding; phospholipid binding; structural constituent of cytoskeleton. The record is from RefSeq and is a predicted model, not a curated record. NCBI's taxonomy places the organism in Eukaryota, Metazoa, Chordata, Actinopteri, Siluriformes, Bagridae. Gene Ontology annotation, biological process: actin cytoskeleton organization. The transcript is spliced from 41 exons. The coding region runs from base 575 to 7693 and encodes 2372 amino acids. Gene Ontology annotation, cellular component: cell projection; cortical actin cytoskeleton; plasma membrane.
AGAGAGAGAGAGACGGUGUUCUGAGAAAGAGGGAGAGAGCAGAAGGCUUUGUUUACUUAUGCAACCCACCGUAGCUAGCUCAAACAAGGUGUGAGUGUGCACACAAAACACGUGCACACACACACACACACACACACACACACAUUUUGGAGGGAAGGCUACAGAUCAAGAGCGAAGGCAGGAGCUUUGCACUUUGUCCAGUGUCCAGGAGCAAAAGAGGUGAAAGAAGAGUCUGUUCUUUUUUUUUUUUCUUCUUCUUCUUUCUUUUCUUUCUUCGUCCUCGUUUAAUCCGCCGGGGGUUUUUUUUUACGGCGAAGAACAGAAAUCGGAGAAGAGCGUGGUGUUUUUGGAGACGCACUGAUACCUGCGGACGUGUCGCUCGGACCCGAGCGCAACCCGGACUCCUGCACCUGGAUCAACACACUCUGAUAUUCCUCUCACACACUUUUUUUUUUGGCGAAAUCACUAGCUGACUGGCUAGGUUCUAGCAUGCCCUGAAUUCUCGCUGUCUUUUUUUUUUAAAAGGAUUCAUAUCAGGAGCAAGUUAGUGUGUAAACGAUUGAGAGAGAGAGAUAUGGAGUACGGGCGGUUGGAGAGGGAGCCUUGUCUCUCUCCCGCUGCCUUCGUCAACCAGGUGCAAUAUUCCAACAUCCUGGAGGGCCGCUUCAAACAGCUGCAAGAUGAGCGAGAGGCCGUACAGAAGAAGACCUUCACUAAGUGGGUGAACUCUCACCUGGGCCGUGUGACCUGCAGGAUCAGCGAUCUCUACACGGACCUGCGGGAUGGACGCAUGCUCAUCCGCCUACUCGAGGUGCUGUCCUCCGAACAGCUGCCGAAGCCGACUAAAGGUCGGAUGAGGAUCCACUGUCUGGAGAACGUGGAUAAAGCUCUGCAGUUCCUCAAGGAGCAGAAGGUCCAUCUGGAGAACAUGGGUUCUCACGACAUCGUCGACGGCAACCACCGCCUCACACUUGGCCUCAUCUGGACCAUCAUCCUGCGCUUCCAGAUUCAGGACAUCAGCGUGGAGACGGAGGACAACAAGGAGAAGAAAUCCGCCAAAGACGCCUUACUGCUGUGGUGCCAGAUGAAGACAGCUGGGUACCCGAAUGUCAACGUGCACAAUUUCACCACCAGCUGGAGAGACGGCCUGGCGUUCAACGCCAUCGUGCACAAACACAGGCCAGAUCUGAUCGAGUUUGACACUCUGAAGCGCUCCAACGCUCACUACAACCUGCAGAACGCCUUCAACAUCGCAGAGAAGGAGAUGGGGCUCACCAAACUGCUGGAUCCUGAGGAUGUGAAUGUGGAUCAGCCAGACGAGAAGUCAAUCAUCACAUAUGUGGCCACGUACUACCACUACUUCAGCAAGAUGAAGGCACUCGCUGUGGAGGGCAAGAGAAUUGGAAAGGUUCUGGACUAUGCGAUCGAGGCAGAUCAGCUGAUUGAGAAGUACGAGACGCUGGCCUCGGAGCUGCUGCAGUGGAUCGAGCAGACCAUCGUCACGCUCAAUGACCGGCAGCUCGCCAACUCCCUGAGCGCCGUGCAGAACCAGCUGCAGGCCUUCAACACCUACCGCACUGUGGAGAAACCACCCAAAUUCACAGAAAAAGGGAAUUUGGAAGUUCUCCUGUUCACAAUCCAGAGCAAAAUGAGAGCCAACAACCAGAAGGUCUACAUGCCUCGAGAGGGAAAACUCAUAUCCGACAUCAACAAGGCGUGGGAGCGGCUGGAGAAGGCGGAGCAUGAGCGAGAGCUGGCUCUGAGGAACGAGCUGAUUCGUCAGGAGAAGCUGGAGAUGCUGGCAGCACGAUUUGACCGCAAAGCCGCCAUGAGGGAAACCUGGCUCAGCGAGAACCAGCGCCUCGUUUCACAGGAUAACUUCGGUUACGAUCUCGGGGCAGUGGAAGCAGCUACGCGGAAGCACGAGGCCAUUGAGACUGACAUCGGCGCGUACGGGGAGCGCGUGGCUGCCGUGGAAGCCGUAGCCCGUGAGCUGGAAGCAGAGGGAUACCAUGACGUGCGGCGGAUCUUGGCGCGGCGGGACAACGUGCUGCGUCUCUGGGAGUACCUGAAGGAGCUGCUUGCGGCCAGACGCGAACGACUAACGGCACACCGGGACCUGCAGAGACUCCUGCAGGAGAUGAGCUACAUUAUGGACUGGAUGGAUGACAUGAAGGGUCGUCUGCAGUCACAGGACAGUGGGAAACACCUUCAUGAUGUGGAGGACUUGCUCCAGAAACACACACUGGUAGAGGCAGACAUAUCAGCGCAGGCGGAGAGGAUCCGGGCGGUGCAGGCUGCUGCCAAUCGCUUCACCUCAGACGAAAUGAUCUAUAAGCCGUGCGAGCCGGCGCUGGUGGAGGAGAAGGUGGCACUCCUGGGCCAGGCGUAUGAGGAGCUGGGCAGGCUGGCGGCCGAGCGACGGGCUCAGCUGGAGGACUCGCGGCGUCUCUGGCAGCUGCUGUGGGAGCUCGGGGAGGAGGCGGCAUGGAUGCGCGAACAGGAGCAGAUCAUGGCAACAGAGGAGUGUGGGAAGGAUCUGUCUUCUGCCCUGCGCCUCCUCUCCAAACACGAGGCAUUCCGUGACGAGAUGGCCGCCCGCUACGGUCCGCUGGGGAACAGCAUCGCCUCCGGGGAGCAGCUGGUGCAGGAGGGGCACUGUGGAGCGCCUGAGAUCACAGAGAGGAUCAAAGAGAUCAAAGCUCAGUGGGACCGACUGGAGGAGGCAUCUCGUUUGCGAGAGCAGCGUCUGAAGGAGUCUGUAGCCUUCCACCAGUUCCAGACAGAUGCCAACGAUAUGGAAGCCUGGCUUCAGGAGGCUCUCAGACAGGUGUCCAGUCAAGAGGUUGGCCAUGACGAGUACUCUACACAGACGUUGACACGGAAACAGAAGGAGGUAGAGGAGGAGAUCCAGAGCCAUCGCUCUCUCAUCGACUCGCUGCACGAGCAGGCUCAAUCACUGCCUUCAGAAUAUGCCCAGUCUCCACAGGUGGAGGGUCGUCUCCCUGCCAUAGAGCAGCGCUAUGAGGAGUUACAGGCUCUGUCCUCAGCACGGCGCGACGUCCUGGAGGGGGCUCUGGCGCUGUACCGGAUGUACAGCGAAGCCAAUGCCUGCAAGCUCUGGAUCGGCGAGAAGGAGCAGUGGCUCCUCACCAUGGAGAUCCCGUCCAAACUGGAGGACCUGGAGGUGGUCCAGCAGAGGUUCGAGACUCUGGAGCCAGAGAUGAAUAAUAUUGGCUCUCGCGUCGCCGAUGUGAACCAGGUUGCCGAACAGCUCCUCAAAUCUGACAACUGCAACAAGGAGCAAAUUAACCAGACUCAGGAUCAGCUCAAUGACAGGUGGCGUGAGUUCCAGCGGCUGGCUGAUGAGAGGAAACAGGCUCUGGAAUCUGCUCUCAACCUCCAGAACUACCAUUUGGAGUGUAACGAGCUCCAGAGCUGGAUGAAGGAGAAAACCAAAGUCAUUGAGUCCACUCAGGGUCUCGGCAACGACCUGGCCGGUGUCAUGGCCUUGCAGCGUAAGCUCACGGGCAUGGAGAGAGACCUGGAGGCCAUACAGGGGAAGCUGGGCGGCCAGCGCGCCGAGUCCGAGAAGCUGGCGUCCGAGCACCCCGAGCAGGCUGAGGAGAUCCAGGCCAGGCUGGCCGACAUGGAGGAGGUGUGGGAGGAGCUAUGUGGCACCAUGAAGAAGCGUGAGGAGAGUCUGGGCGAGGCCUCGAAGCUGCAGGGCUUCCUGCGGCACCUUGACGACUUCCAGGCCUGGCUCUCACGCACUCAGACCGCUGUGGCCUCUGAAGACACACCCACCUCACUUGCUGAGGCCGAGCAACUCCUGGCUCAGCACGAAGCCAUCAAGAACGAAGUGGACAACUACCGCGACGACUACGAGAGGAUCAAGGCCACCGGGGCCGAGGUGACCCAGGGCCAGACGGACGCUCAGCACAUGUUCUUGGCGCAGCGGCUGCAGGCUCUGGACACGGGCUGGCAGGAUCUGCGCAGGAUGUGGGAGAGCAGACAGUGCCUGCUGGCCCAGGCUUUCGACUUCCAGACCUUCCUCAGAGACGCCAAGCAGGCCGAGAGCUUUCUCAACAGCCAGGAGUACGUUCUGUCACACACCGAGAUGCCCUCAAGCUUGGAUGGGGCUCUGGAGGCCAUCAAGAAGCAUGAGGACUUCCUCACUACCAUGGAGGCCAGCGAGGAAAAGAUCAAUGGCGUGGUGGAAUCGGGGCGGCGCCUCGUAUCCGAUGGCAACGCCAAUGCCGACAAGAUCCAAGAGAAAGCCGAUUCCAUUGAGGAGAGGCACCAGAAGAACAAACAGGCUGCUAAUGAGCUGCUGGGUAAACUGAAGGAUAACAGAGAGCUACAGCACUUCCUCCAGGAUGGACAGGAGCUGACUCUGUGGAUUAAUGAGAAGAUGUUGACAGCUCAGGACAUGACGUAUGACGAGGCCAGGAACCUGCACAGCAAGUGGCAGAAACACCAAGCCUUCAUGGCCGAGCUGGCGUCCAACAAGGACUGGCUGGACAAGAUCGAUAAGGAGGGUCAGGCUCUAGUGAAGGAGAAGCCAGAGCUGGAGGAGACGGUAUCUGAGACCCUGAGUGAGCUGCAGAAGCAGUGGGAAUUGUUGGAAACCACCACGCAGACCAAAGCGCAAUGUCUGUUCGACGCCAACCGCGCUGAGCUCUUCACCCAGAGCUGCUCGGCUCUCGACACAUGGCUGCAGAACCUUUCCUCACAGCUGCAGAGCGACGAUUUCGGCAAGGACCUGACCAGCGUCAACAUCCUGCUCAAGAAACACCAGAUGCUGGAGCACCAGAUGGAUGUGCGGGAGAAGGAGGUGCAGUCUCUGCAGUCACAGGCUCUGGCCCUGUCUCAGGAGGAUGCCGGGAUUGCUGAGGUGGACGGGCAGCAGAGGAGAGUGAUGGACAACUUCUCCCAGCUCCAGGAACCUCUCAAGCGGAGACGACAACAUCUGCUGGCGUCUAAAGAGGCCCACCAGUUCAACAGAGAUCUGGAGGAUGAGAUAUUGUGGGUGAAGGAGAGAAUGCCGAUAGCGAAAUCCACAGAUCAUGGAAAAGACCUGCCCAGCGUCCAGCUGCUCAUCAAAAAGAACCAGACCCUGCAGAAGGAGAUCCAGGGCCACCAGCCUCGUAUCGACGACCUGCAGGCCCACGGGCGCAACAUGGCCCCCGGAGGCGAGUCGGAGGUGGACGGGGAGCGGCAGGCAGUGUUGGAGGAGCGCCUGAACGAGCUCGGGGAGCUGUGGGCGCGUCUCAUCUCGGAGACGGAGAAGAGACACACGCGCCUGGUGGAGGCCCAUCGUGCUCAGCAGUUUUACACGGACGCUGCUGAGGCCGAGGCCUGGAUGGGAGAGCAGGAGCUGCAUAUGAUGUCCGAGGAGAAGGCCAAGGACGAGCAGAGCGCCUUGGUGAUGGUAAAGAAGCACCAGAUCCUAGAGCAGGCGCUGGAGGAUUACGCUCAGACCAUCCAUCAGCUGGCCAAUAGCAGCAGACUCAUGGUGGAUGGUGAACAUCCCGAGAGUGAGCGCAUCACGCUCAGGCAGGCUCAGGUGGACAAGCUGUACGCCGGACUGAAGGACCUGGCCGAGGAGAGGAGGGGCAAACUGCAGGAGCGGCUGCGUCUCACACAGCUGAAGCGAGAGGUGGACGAUCUGGAGCAGUGGAUCGCCGAGAGGGAGGUGGUCGCCGGCUCUCACGAACUCGGCCAGGACUACGAGCACGUGACUAUGCUGCGGGAUCGUUUCCGGGAGUUUGCGCGAGACACCAGUGCGAUCGGUCAGGAGCGCGUGGACGCAGUAAACGCCCAGGCGGACGCUCUGAUCGAGUCGGGGCACCCGGAGAACGCCAGCGUGGCCGAGUGGAAGGACGGGCUGAACGAGGCCUGGGCCGACCUGCUGGAGCUCAUGGACACGCGCACACAGAUGCUGGCCGCUUCGUACGAGCUGCAACGCUUCCAGCAGGACGCUCGCGAGGCGCUGGCACGCGUCCGCAACAAGAGAGAGGCACUGAACUCGGCCGAGCUGGGCCGCGACCUCAACACCGUGCAGCACCUCCACCGGCAGCACACCACCUACGAGCAUGACGUGCACGCACUCAGUGGACAGGUGACCCAGGUGCAGGACGAUGCAGCACGUCUGCAGAAAGCCUACGCUGGAGAGAAGGCAGAUGACAUCCAUCGACACGAGCGCGCCGUCACAGAGGCGUGGGAGGGGCUUCUGGCUGCCACUCAAGCCAGGCGGCUGCUGCUAUUGGACACGGUGGAGAAGUUCCGCUUCUUCAACAUGGUCCGAGAUCUGAUGUUGUGGAUGGACGGCAUUAACUUGCAGAUCCAGUCUCACGACAGCCCCAGGGAUGUGUCGUCAGCCGGACUCGUCAUCGCAAACCACCAGGAUAUUAAAGCAGAGAUUGAGGCUCGAUCCGGCAGCUUCACCACCUGCACUGACAUGGGACACGCCCUCAUCAACAACAACCACUAUGCUUCCGACGAGAUCCGGGAGAAACUGCAGCAGCUUCAAGAGAAGAGAGACGAAAUCAACCAGAAAUGGCAGGACAAAAUGGACCACUUGCAGAUCGUCCUGGAGGUGCUGCAGUUCAGCAGGGAUGCCUCGGUGGCCGAGUCAUGGUUAGUGAGUCAGGAGCCGCUGGCACGCGCGGCCGAGCUAGGCUGUAAUGUGGACGAGGUGGAGAGCCUCAUCAAACGACAUGAAGCCUUCGAGAAGCUCGCUGCUGGCUGGGAGGAGCGUUUCACUCAGCUCGAGAAGCUCACCACGCUCGAGGAACAGGAGAUUCAGAAAAGGAAGGAAGAAGAGGAGAGAGCGCGGAGACCUCCAACGCCUCCCCCCGCAGAGGAAGUGGUACAGUCCGAGGCCGAAUACGAGUCUGGAGCAAGGACGAGUUUGGACCAGACCACGCUGAACCAGUCAGUGUCUGUAAAUGGAGUCCACAGUGACCAGGACACAUCACAGUCCUUAUCCGUCUCGGUAUCCGAGCUUCCGAAUGCAGAACUUAAAGCUCUUACAAAACCGGUCUCUAAUCCUGUGCCCAAACCCCACAAGGCACAGCAGCGUGGCUCGGAGGGAGAGUCGGUGAACGGUCCAGGUCAGGACAGCGGAUUGGACACGGCGUCACGCCACGAGCCGUCGGGUACUCUGCCCAGCCGAGUGGAGGCUCCCGCUGAGGCCAUGGAGGGAAUACUGUGCAGGAAACACGAGAUGGAGAGCCAGGGCAAGAAAGCAGCCAACCGAUCGUGGCAGAAUGUGUACUGCUUGCUGAGGAAGGGAAGUCUGGGAUUCUACAAGGACAACAAGAGCGCAUCUAACGGCAUCCCUUACCACGGAGAAGUUCCCAUCAGCCUCAGCGAGGCCACCUGCGAAAUCGCCCACGACUACAAGAAGAGAAAACACGUCUUCAAACUCAAACUGGGAGACGGAAAGGAGUUCCUGUUCCAAGCCAAGGACGAGGCUGAGAUGAGUUCCUGGAUUCGGGCGAUCCACUCCUCCAUGCCGGCGAGCAACGUCGACGACCUCUCUCCGGCUCCGCCCCUGACGCGGGCCAUGACGAUGCCCCCGAUGUCCCCCAGCGACGGUGAGGGCGGAGGCGUGACCAUGCGCAACAAGGAGGGCAAAGAGAAAGACCGAGAGAAACGCUUCAGCUUCUUCGGCAAGAAAAAGUAACAAGCAAAAGAGAGGAGGGGAAAAGGGUCUCCUCCGAAAAGCGCUGCGAGAACUAUCUUAGAGGAAGACGGCGCCCUCUGCCGUCACAUAGCUCUACACCUUUUCCUUUCUCUGUCGCUGUCUCACUCACUGCCAUCCUCCCUGUACCGUAGCCCCGCCUCCCGAAGGACCACGGCUCGCCUGCGUCCGGCAUCGGCGACGCCUUCUGUUGAUUUGGACGGUUGAUCGGACAGCUUUAUUUAAACACUCUGUCCCGGAGAUUCGGCGCAUAGCAGCCUUUUCCCAUAAUGCAACACUUCCAAACUUACCUUCCUUCCAUUCACUCAUCCUUUCCAUUUGUUUGAUUUGCUGUUGUGAAGGACCAGAUUGACCUUUUAUUUUUUCCCUUCUUUUUUUCUUUCUAAAGUACGGAUGUUCAUGUUCCUAGUUAAUAUAUCUGAUUGUUGUUUAUUAUUUAACUAUUUGCCAUUUGCGAUUUUGUGACGAGUAAUAUUUUAAAAAAAGGAAAAAAAAAUGUAAGUUUAGCAAGCAGCGAGUCCAGGUUUAGAGAGGAAACGCAAAAAAAUAACCCUCCUCUGUUUCCACACAGAACCCAACGAUGAGCUCUAGACUAGGACCCGGGUUCGAAGCUUUCUUUUUUUCUUCUUCUUCUUCUUUCAUUUUGAAGUGUGCAGGGGAUAUUCAAAAAAUAUAUAUUAGUUUUAUUAAAAAAAAAUAUUAGUUGGGAUUUAUUUUCCAUCCCCAACGUUGUUGUGAUUUUUUUUUUCUUUUUUUUCUGCGUGAUUGACUUUCUUUAUUCCUCUUUUUUUUUUUUCUUCAGAUCACACACUCGCACACUAAAGGCUCAUGGGAAGCGAUGUUUAUUUUAUUUUUUUUCUUUAGAUAUGCUUGUUGUGAUUUUUGGGCAUUCUGGAAAACCCCAAGGCCGUGUUGCAAUUGUGAAACGAAACACUGGAGGAGAAACAAAACUACUGUUUGUUUGUGUUUGUUUUGUUUUGUUUGUUUUUCCCCUUAAUGUGGACCAAAUUUCCAUUUCUCACCGCCCUGAUCAUUGGAGCUUAUUAUCGAUAAAUCACUAAUCGACGCUUUAAACAUUGGCGUGUGUGCAGGGGUGGGGACAGAAAAAAGAGGGGGGGGCGUGGUUUAACGGACCUAUUUUUGCAUUUGUACACAGAGAGAGCAUGGGGGUGGUGGUUGGGGGGGGGUGGAGUGUGUGCAUUUCUCCCAGUGUAGCAUGAGCACAGUAUUUUUGUAGGCGGUUUUGUUCGCCUCUAGUGACGUGUUUGUGACGUUAGAUUUUAAGGCGUGGCCGUGGGACAUAAACAAAAACAAACAAACAAAAACGUCAUGUAAUUUCGACGGAUGUACGAUGAAGCCCCUUUCGUCUGAGAGAGGGGGCGGAGUAUCAAAGCGAGAACCCAGAAUUCAUAGCGCCACUUUCCACAAGGAAAACAUCCUGAAAGUCUUUCUUUUUCUUUCUUUCUUUCUUUCUUUCUUUCUUUCUUUCUUUCUUUCUUUUUCUUUCUUUCUUUCUUUCUUUCUUUCUUUCUUCCUUCCUUUUUUUUAUAAAUAAAUUUGUCACUUUUACGUUUAAAUUCUUCAACAUUACAUCACUGGUUAGAGCGAGGAAUCCAAAUAAACCGCACACGUGUAUAUGCAAGAAAAAACAAAACAAAAAACAAACCGGCAUGUGCUGAUAAUCAGUUAUGCAAUAUAUUGUAAUGUAACAUCAGCACACACACACACACACACACACGACACUGUUGUCAUGGCACUCGGCUCGUGCACAAUUUCUACACCUCGCUAUAUACACGACUGUAGAGCGAGGAUGAAACAGUGGGGGCAGAUCCAGUGACACUAACCGUUCAGUAUCAGCACAUGCCUAAAAGCACACACUGAUCUGAGGCUCACCUGAAGAGAGGCCUGCUCUGAUUGGUCAGGGUUGCACGCGGAAUCAGCCAAUCGGCUUCCAGGUGACUGACUGAGUAGCUGAAACGUGGUAGCUCACUUUCUCCUAACCGCUCGCUAUUGCCAAUACGACUGCAAACAUUUUACUCCUAGUUGUGUGUGUGUGUGUGUGUGUGUGUAUCACCUCACAAAAAUCUGAACCUCAGAUCCCCCCCCCCAGGAGUCCUGCUGGACAAAAUCAAACGCACAAACACUUUGCAGCUUGGUGUAGUGUCCAGACUUAUCGAGGAUAACGAGUUAGCGAAGGUCAGACUCAUAGAGUCAUGCAAGACAACAACAACAUGUAACCAAGCAUGCUAAGCUGGAGAGCAGGAAAUGCUCCAUUUUACUCGGCCCAAAAAUUGUGACACUGAAUGUCUUUUGUGUGUCUGUGUGUGUCGUCACUGUGUGCACGAGAUCAUUUAACAAAAAUAAAUAAAGGAUAGUUCUGAUUUUUAGUAAACGUGCUUCGGUUUCAUUUGAGUGAGCUUUAUAAGCGAGGGGAAAGGUUCAAAACGUGUCUCUCCAUCAACAUGUCAUUUCUCUGUCAAAAUGGAAUUGAGUUAUUAUUAUUAUUAUUAUUAACACAAAGAAAAAACUCUUCUGAUGACUUACGAUUGCUACUGUUAUGACUAUUAGGACUGCGGCUCUCAUGUAUUACUGCAUUUCUGCUGUCGACUUUGAGGUUCUCUCUCGUGUGUAAUACCGAUCCCUGCCACAAGGGGGCCACCGUGUGCCGUGCCGCAUUUUUCAUUCCCGAUCCUGGGGAAGAAAGGGGGGGACGGGGAGGGAGG